Messenger RNA from Hippopotamus amphibius kiboko, 4171 nucleotides. It is a transcript of the gene RUNX3, whose product is annotated as RUNX family transcription factor 3. The transcript has 6 exons. Gene Ontology annotation, biological process: regulation of cell differentiation; hemopoiesis; neuron differentiation. Gene Ontology annotation, cellular component: nucleus. Bases 409 to 1707 code for a protein of 432 amino acids. The record is from RefSeq and is a predicted model, not a curated record. Lineage: Eukaryota; Metazoa; Chordata; Mammalia; Artiodactyla; Hippopotamidae. Gene Ontology annotation, molecular function: DNA-binding transcription factor activity, RNA polymerase II-specific; RNA polymerase II cis-regulatory region sequence-specific DNA binding; ATP binding.
UGCUGGGCUGGCUCUGCUCUCGCUGCCCUGCGACUCCUGCCCUGGCUGCCGAAGGCCCCUUCCCGCCAUCUAAUGAUACACUCUGCAUACGCUUCUGUUGAACAUUUGUGGCGAGACAUUCCUGUGGGACCGGGAAUCCAAAUUCUUGGGUACAAACAGAAACUUACUUUCCUUGGGGAUUUUUUUUCUCUCUCGCUCACACACACACUCUCGCGUUCUUUCCUUUUUUCUUUUUCAUAGCAGUAGGGGGGAGAAAAAAAGAGACAAAACGAAAAAAACAAACAAAAAGCAACACCACCCCCUCUUUAUUUUCAAAAGUAGCUAGGAAAAAAUAAAACAACAGCCAACCAAGUCAAUCCCAACCCAACCCCCUGAAGGGCUGAAACCUCGCCUUCCUCCGAGCGGGGCAUGGCAUCGAACAGCAUCUUCGAUUCCUUCCCGACCUACUCGCCGACCUUCAUCCGCGACCCGAGCACCAGCCGCCGCUUCACACCUCCCUCCACGGCCUUCCCCUGCGGCGGCGGCGGCGGCGGCGGCGGCAAGAUGGGCGAGAACAGCGGCGCCCUGAGCGCGCAGGCGGCCGUGGGGCCCGGCGGGCGCGCCCGACCCGAGGUGCGCUCGAUGGUGGACGUGCUGGCGGACCACGCGGGCGAGCUCGUGCGCACAGACAGCCCCAACUUCCUCUGCUCCGUGCUGCCCUCGCACUGGCGCUGCAACAAAACGCUGCCCGUCGCCUUCAAGGUGGUGGCGCUGGGGGACGUGCCAGAUGGAACGGUGGUGACAGUGAUGGCAGGCAACGAUGAGAACUACUCUGCUGAGCUGCGCAACGCCUCGGCUGUCAUGAAGAACCAGGUGGCCAGGUUCAACGACCUCCGCUUCGUGGGCCGCAGUGGGCGAGGGAAGAGUUUCACACUGACCAUCACCGUGUUCACCAACCCCACGCAAGUGGCCACCUACCACCGAGCCAUCAAGGUGACUGUGGAUGGACCCCGGGAGCCCAGACGGCAUCGGCAGAAGCUGGAGGACCAGACCAAGGCGUUCCCCGACCGCUUCGGGGACCUGGAGCGUCUGCGCAUGCGGGUAACACCGAGCACGCCCAGCCCCCGCGGCUCGCUCAGCACCACCAGCCACUUCAGCAACCAGGCCCAGACCCCCAUCCAAGGCACCUCGGAACUGAACCCUUUCUCCGACCCCCGCCAGUUUGACCGCUCCUUCUCAGCACUGCAGACCUUCACGGAGAGCCGCUUCCCGGACCCCAGGAUGCAUUACCCGGGGGCCAUGUCGGCCGCCUUCCCCUACAGCGCCACGCCCUCGGGCACGGGCAUCAGCAGCCUCAGCGUGGCCGGCAUGCCGGCCAGCGGCCGCUUCCACCACACCUACCUCCCGCCGCCCUACUCAGGGGCCCCGCAGAACCAGAGCGGGCCCUUCCAGGCCAACCCGUCCCCCUACCACCUCUACUACGGCGCGUCCUCCGGCUCCUACCAGUUCUCCAUGGUGGCCGGCGGCGGCGGCGGGGGCGAGCGCUCCCCCACCCGCAUGCUGGCCUCCUGCACCAGCAGCGCCGCCUCCGUCGCUGCCGGCAACCUCAUGAACCCCAGCCUGGCUGCCCAGAGCGACGGCGUGGAGGCCGACGGCAGCCACAGCAACUCGCCCACCGCCCUGAGCACGCCCGGCCGCAUGGACGAGGCUGUGUGGCGGCCCUACUGACCGCCCGGGUCAAAGUGGACAUCUCCCGUGGCGGUGGGGACCCCAAGAACCUUCCAGAUAAGUGGCCGGCCCAGCUCCAAGGCUCAGGGCACGAGUGGGACUUACGCUUCAGGGCAGUCGUGGGCCCAGGGUCCACGGUCCUGGGGGCCCAGAGCUGAUGGCUGCUGGAGAGCAUCUAGUCCAGCCACGUCUUUGUACAGAGGGGUUGGGACCUCACCCCCAGCCCGAUCCUACUUAUCUCAUCCCACGUCCCUGUGGGAGAGGUAGCCUCCUCCUGCCACCUGCCCUGGAAUGACCUGGCUGUCCCCAGCUAUGCCCACUCCUGUCACAGAGCUCAGGCCUCCUUGGACAGAGACCAUCUCUGUUCCAGAGAGAGGUGGCAUUUGCCCGCAUGGUUUGGCCUCUUCUCCACGGGGCCCUAGAAAGACCUCCCCACCUCACCUUCCUCAGACACCCCGCACCCUGUGUGCCCAGCCCUCCCUCCGCAUUUACAAAACGAGUCACGACAGGAAGGUCCCCCCCCCACCCUGAGGGGCUCGCGCGUGGUAUGGAUGGGGAAGGAACCCCUCCGGAGGCCCCAGGGAAUCACAAGCAGAAGGAAUGAGGACACCCCCAGGCCUGCCCCCCAGCUCUGCUUCCCCACAUCUCCCAGCAGCUGAGGCCCUAACCCCCUCCCAGCUGUCUGUGGGUCCCAGGCCCCAGAGCAGACUGGCCUGUGGCAGCAGGUCCCUAAAACCAGGGACGGCACCUGCAGACGGGUCCUCCACGCACUUUACCAGUCCAAGGCAUUUACCCUCUCUGUUCUUUCGGUGGGGGCUGGGAAGGGUCCCUUUUCCCCCUAGGCUGGUCUCAAAAUUGCCAUUUUGGGAGAGAGUGCCAGGACCAGACAGGUCCUAGCAGAAAGCCUUGGGGUGAGGGGUCAUGGGGCCAAAUGUCAGCAUCCCUGUCCCACCUAGGUCCAGCCAAGCUGUGUACACCUCCAACCCCCAGCCUCCUGGGCAGGUGCAGCCACCCCUUCCAACCUCUGACACACAACUCUCCAUCUUAACCAUUCUGUUCCCAAAACAGUCUUGAACAAAAAAACCAGUUUUUUAAAGCUGACUUUAGAAAAAGAAGCUUGUCAGACAUUUUGAGACACACAAUAUCUUACAGGAAAAGGCCCCACGAUAGUGAACGAUAUCCCCUCCACCUCCAAGGGUGUGGAAUUGUAAGGAUCCCAAAACCUCCUCCAGAGGUCACAUUCCUUCAGUAGCAUCCCACCAGCUUCCACCAGAGGCCAACCUGGUGCAGAACACGGGGAGCAGUGGUGAGAUGCUGCAAUCUCACGUCCAUGGCUCUCAGGCAUUUGUCUGCAAGGACAUAAGGGUGUCCCAUAGAGGUGGGAGCGCUGUGAGGGGGAGCACGGUGGCUGCACAAACGCACGUGCUGUGAAGGGCUCAGCAGACUCAGCUCAGCCCCCGCUGUGCUCACAGGCGCAGUAUUGUCCCUUCAGGUUGCAGAUGGGAAAACGGGCCUUGCCCAAGGGUUUAGGCAUGUCUGAGUUUUUUCGUUUUCGAAAGGCAUAAGUGGAAAAGGACAAAAUUCUUAAAAGCAUUUGGACAGCACGUGGUUUCUAUCACUGUUUCAGCCCCAGCCCCUGCAGAUGUGGAAAUUGCCCCUGCACAGUGCUCCUCAGCAGUUGUCUCUGUAAUAGCACUUGGCCUGCCUGCCACCCCACCCUGUGACAUCCACCAGAUAAGCACGGGGGUGGGGCACGCUCAGGAGGUCUUUCUGGUGAUCUUAUUCAGACCCCUUGCUCCCAGGUUCUCUUGCUCUGCCCUCACUGGGAAAAGUCUCCAUCUCCUCAAAAUAGUAUCCUGCUGUCUCCCUUCAGCUGGGGGAGGGUCUCUCCACCCCUUCUCAGGAAGCAGCUACGAAUCCAUUGCUCUCAAGUCUCUCCUGUUCUGUGUGGUUGUGGACGGGCCCCAGGCCCCAGUGGGAGGCACCCUUGGGUUCCCGGUGCCCAGCACUUUGUAGCCCCUCCCCAGACUACUACGCCUUCCUGAUACCCAAGCCCCAGUGGGGGCAGGGCCAGGAAAUAAAUUGACCCCCUCCCCCCAACUCCCUAACUAAAAGUGGUGGGAGCCGUGCUGAAUCUCUUUUAAGGCCCCUGGUGGGUACAGACGGCUUUGGCUGUAAAAAUGGGUCCUUAUUCACAAGGCUGCUUUAAAGUUGUACUAGGCAAACACACGGACUUAGCACAAGGAAACGAAGGGGUUUGGGUACUAUAUUACUGUAAGUCUGUUGGUGGUGGGUACAGAUCCGUUGUGACAUAUUGUCAUGCUGAGGUGUUAAUACCUGCUAUACUCAUAUCUUCCAUAAGACCGUCCCAGGGCUGGGAAGAGGGUGGGGAGGAAUGGAAACUGCUUUGCACUAUAAUUUGCUUGGUGUGUUUUUUUUAAUGCACAACGUGCGUGUACAGUAA